Molecule: messenger RNA, 3997 nt
Organism: Suricata suricatta (meerkat)
Lineage: Eukaryota; Metazoa; Chordata; Mammalia; Carnivora; Herpestidae
Gene: INHBA
Product: inhibin subunit beta A
Exons: 3
Coding region: 303-1829 (508 amino acids)
Biological process (GO): BMP signaling pathway; SMAD protein signal transduction
Cellular component (GO): extracellular region
Molecular function (GO): hormone activity; cytokine activity; growth factor activity
Source: RefSeq, a predicted model, not a curated record
CUCCUUCUCUCUUACUCGGAGACAGUCAGAACUCUCCUCCCUGACAGCCACAAACCUACCGCACUGACUGCAUUCAGAGAGGGAACCUGCAAACAAAACUUCACAGAAAACUUUUUGUUCUUGUUCCAGAGAAUUUGCUGAAGAGAAGAAGGAGGAAAAAAAAGAAAGAAAAAAGAAAAGAGGAAGAAAGAAAGAAAGAAAGAAAGAAGGGGAGGAAAGAAAAACCCCAAACCUGUGCGUGAGUGGGGGUAGGAAAAGCAGGGCCUUUUAAAAAGGCAAUCACAACAACUUUUGCUGCCAGGAUGCCCUUGCUUUGGCUGAGAGGAUUUCUGUUGGCGAGUUGCUGGAUUAUAGUGAGGAGUUCCCCCACCCCGGGAUCCGAGGGGCCCGGCGCAGCCCCCGACUGCCCGUCCUGCGCGCUGGCCACCCUGCCAAAGGAUGUACCCAACUCUCAGCCGGAGAUGGUGGAGGCCGUCAAGAAGCACAUUUUAAACAUGCUGCACUUGAAGAAGAGACCCGAAGUCACCCAGCCGGUGCCCAAGGCGGCGCUUCUGAACGCGAUCAGGAAGCUCCAUGUGGGCAAAGUGGGGGAGAACGGGUACGUGGAGAUAGAGGAUGGUGCGGUGCCGGGCGCCGGUGGCGCCGGGGCCGGAGGGGAGGCGGGGGUGGCGGGCGGGGGCGGGCGGGGGGAGGACUUCUCCGCGGACGCGGAAUUCGAGGCUGAGCCCUGGCCGGAGACGGCGAGCUCACACUUGCUGAACUCCGCCGCUCAGCCCGGAGCGGGCUCCGAGGGCCAGUGUGGGGCCGGGAGCCUGGCUGCGGGAGGCUCCCUCGCCCAGCUUGUGAAACCAGAUCCGAGCAGCCGGAUGAAAGCCAUGGCGUUUUCGGCAUCACAACUAACAGCCUGUCCCCGCUCUCUCUUAUGCUGUGUUUCGUCUGCAGGCACAGCCAGGAAAACGCUGCACUUUGAGAUUUCCAAAGAAGGCAGUGACCUGUCGGUGGUGGAGCGUGCAGAAGUCUGGCUCUUCCUCAAAGUCCCCAAGGCCAACAGGACCAGGACCAAAGUCACCAUACAGCUCUUGCAGAAGCAACCCCAGGGCGGCGUGGACGCAGGGGAGGAGGCGGAGGAAGUGGGCUUAAUGGAGGAGAGGAACGAAGUAUUGAUAUCGGAAAAGGUGGUCGACGCGCGGAAGAGCACCUGGCACAUCUUCCCGGUCUCCAGCAGCAUUCAGCGGUUGCUGGACCAGGGAAAGAGCUCCCUGGACGUUCGGAUUGCCUGUGAGCAGUGCCACGAGACGGGCGCCAGCCUGGUGCUCCUGGGCAAGAAGAAGAAGAAGGAAGACGAGGGGGAAGGGAAGAGGAAGGACGGAGGAGAUGGAGGGGCAGGGGCAGAUGAGGACAAGGAGCAGUCCCACAGACCUUUCCUCAUGCUGCAGGCCCGCCAGUCUGAAGACCACCCUCAUCGGCGGCGGAGGCGGGGCUUGGAGUGUGACGGCAAGGUCAACAUCUGUUGUAAGAAACAGUUCUUUGUUAGUUUCAAGGACAUUGGCUGGAAUGACUGGAUCAUCGCUCCCUCCGGCUAUCACGCCAACUACUGCGAGGGUGAGUGCCCGAGCCACAUAGCAGGCACCUCCGGGUCCUCGCUUUCCUUUCACUCGACCGUCAUCAACCACUACCGCAUGCGGGGCCACAGCCCCUUCGCCAACCUCAAGUCGUGCUGUGUGCCCACCAAGCUGAGACCCAUGUCCAUGCUGUACUAUGAUGAUGGGCAGAACAUCAUCAAAAAGGACAUUCAGAACAUGAUAGUGGAGGAGUGUGGGUGCUCAUAGAGCGCCCAGCCCAGGGGGGACGGGAGCCAGAGUUGUCCAGAGAAGACUGGCAACGUGAAGAAAUGUUUAAGGUUUCGGUGUUAAACAAGCAGAAAAAAAUAUAUAGAAAUUAAAAAAAAACUAAAAACAAAAUCUGAAACAGAUGAAGGAAGAUGUGGAAAAAUUCCUUAGCCAGGGCUCAGAGAUGAAGCAACGAACAAGAUGAGAAUUGGGAGGGAAAGGGAGAAAGGCGUGCCCUUCAUUUCUUCUGAUAUCUAUCAAAGUGAUGACAUCCGUUGCUUGCACGGGAGUAUCAUCCCCUCCUUUUCAGUCCCCCUUCAGUGUGAGCCUCGAAGUCAACUUGUCUGGUCUGCAGCGAUGCCGGCUAGCACAACCCAAAUAGCAUCUAGAAAGCCAUGAGUUUGAAAGAGCCAGAUACAGGCACUUACCCAUCCAGUUACCCAGGUUGUAAGGUAUGUCUGUGUGACCCUCUCUCUGUGUAUAUCAGCCCGUGCACACAUGCACACAGACACACACACCACAGACACACACACACACACACACACACACACACAUACACACACACACACACACACACACAGACGCAUUUCCACACGGCCCGUGCACACACACGUACUGGUAAGAGAACGAUAGUGUGCAGGUGGUACACUUCCUUUUCUGCACCAGUUUUGCAACAAAGCAAAACAAAACAAAACCAACCUAAAAAAAAAAUUGAGAACAUGAAUGGGAAGAGAGAAAAAUCAAGGAACAAAGAAUACCAAGUUACAUUUCGUUAAGGUGCUUAUGAUCUUAGAACUAUGCAACCUAAUAGGUUUGAAACUGUUUACCUGAGAGAGAACAAAAAGAGAGACUUUUUUGUAUUGGAAGUAACCUGAUUAAUUUUUAUUUUCUUCAAGGAGAGAUACUUGAAAGGAAUAUGUUUGUCCAUCUGUUGGAUCCAAACAUUUCUAUAUUUUGUAAAUGUUGUUUUUUUUUUAUCGUUUACUAUUUGCACUACAAUGGUGUUUGACCUGUCUAAUCCCUUAUUUAACAAGUAUUUUCUGUGGGUGGGGGUGGGGGGGUUCAGAGCUGCACUUAAUGUGAGCUAUAAAAGAACUGCUACAGCACACAAAAUAGCUAUUUUUAUUAUUAUAAUUAUAAUUAUUAUGAUUAUUUUGUACCUUAAAAAAUAGACACAUACACCAAAGACAUUUGUGUGAGCCUUUAAACAGUCUGUCUGUGGUUGGUAUCAUUCACCAUCAGUGAGUCAGGGGUUGGGAUUCAAGGUGGAGUAGGGUGGAUUGUGUUCAGGCUUCAAAGACCUGAGAAGUUUGGGUUUUGACUCCCUUGACAUCCAUGAAACAGGACAUUUCAUACUGGAUGUACAGUAGUUGUACACUGUCGGAGAUCAAGUUCAAUCGGAUUCAUGGAACACUACAUGCUUGUAUGUGUAUAUAUACAUUGCUUGUACAUAUGCGUACCUGUGUGUAUAUAUACAUGUAUUGCAUCAUUCCACAUACACAUUUUAAGGACUUCAGGCUGUCAUUUUUUUAAUGUUCUUAAAGCAAUGAAUGUUUGUGUGCAAAACACAGUAUUUUUAAGAAGGAUAGGCUAUAGUUUUUGCUUUUACUCUGAACUAGGUGGGCACAUUUCAAAAAUUUGGAUGGGAAGAAGCCUGGAAAUGCCAGUGAAUAUUCUGCAAGACCCUCUUUCAAUGUGCAGGGACUCAGUUCCCUCCUCUUUCUUGUCCCCCACCUCCAUCCCACCAGGGAAAACAGGAAACUCAUGUUCUUCAAGGUUCUAGACUGAUCUGAAUUUUUGUUGUUGUUGGUAACUUAUAUUUAUUAUAUCUAUUGGAAUCAAUCUUAAAUCAGAAAAUUUUUUCAGAAAGCAAAAAUUAAUCUUUAGACCUUUGGGUAAUUUUUUUUUUUUUUUUUUGAUGAUUAAGGCCUGCUUGUGAGAAAUUUUACUUGCUGGGUAAAUAAAGUUGUUGUCACUAGUUAAAAGCUAAAUAACUUGAGGGAAGGUCUUAAGAGUUUGAGAGUAAAAAAAGAGAACUACAGAGGUGGUAGCAAUGGUAAAAAUCCCUAAUAUUUUAUUUAAUUUACAGCCAAAACUCUUCAUACAUAAGUUUGUAUGUAUUGACUCAGAUGCAAAAAAGAAAAAAAAACAUUGUGUUUUAUAAAUAU